Phaedon cochleariae (mustard beetle) is the source of this 4722-nucleotide messenger RNA. NCBI's taxonomy places the organism in Eukaryota, Metazoa, Arthropoda, Insecta, Coleoptera, Chrysomelidae. The record is from the annotation of a GenBank genome assembly.
UGUUAUUUCCCUCAGAGAUCUGAAAUCGAACAAACUCCGAGCAGUGCCUGAUCUCAACUACUGCAGAGAAAUGAGAGUACUAGAUCUAGCCAGUAAUCAUAUCAGAUCCAUCGAAGAUAAACCGUUCCGAGGGAUGUACCAGAUGCACGAUCUGUUAUUAGCCCACAAUCAGAUCCAGUACAUUCCGCAGGACGCUUUUUACAACCUCUCGAAACUUCAAGUACUGGAUUUGGAAGACAAUCAGAUUUCCUUCAUCCACCCAGAUUCGUUCAUGCCAAUUUCAAAAAUCGAAGAUCUCAACUUGGGCAACAACGUUUUCCCCCACCUACCUUCGGCCGGGCUGGAGCUCCUCCUCCACCUGAAGACCUUCAACAACCCCAAUCUGCGCGAGUUCCCUCCACCUACAGACUUCCCCCGCAUCCAGACCUUGGUGCUGGCCUACGCGUACCAUUGCUGCGCCUUUCUGCCUCUCAUCCCCUCCAAUCCGCCGCCGGCCAAAGCGAAAGACAUCAUCGUGUUUCCCGACAUCGAGGACAUCGAUCUCAAUUUCUGGAACAGUUCGGUGGAUUUGUGGCCGUCCCAACAGAACAUAAGCCAAAAGUUCGGCAAAAAAUUCGGCGAACUCUGGGAGAACAUCCGCUCCGAUUUCACCUACCCGAACAACUUCCCGUCCUACAUGGAGGAGUACGCCGCCGAGGACGACCUCACUCUGCGCGUGCCCGGGGAAGUACCUGCCGCCCCGGGCAACGUGCAGUGUCUGCCACUGCCCGGGCCAUUCCUGCCCUGCCAGGACCUCUUCGAUUGGUGGACGCUGCGGUGCGGCGUGUGGAUCGUGUUUCUGUGCGCCAUGUUGGGCAACGGCACUGUGGUGUUCGUGUUGAUCUUCUCCAGGAGCAAGAUGGACGUGCCGAGGUUCUUGGUGUGCAAUUUGGCGGCUGCGGAUUUCUUCAUGGGCAUCUACUUAGGUUUUCUGGCGGUGGUCGACGCCUCGACCUUAGGCGAGUUCAGGAUGUACGCCAUCCCGUGGCAGAUGUCGGCCGGCUGUCAGCUGUCAGGCUUCCUCGGCGUCCUCAGCUCCGAGUUGUCGGUGUGGACGUUGGCGGUGAUCACUUUGGAGAGGAACUACGCCAUCACGCACGCAAUGCACCUGAACAAGCGACUGUCGCUGAAGCAUGCCGGCUACAUCAUGGUGUGCGGCUGGAGUUUCGCCGUCGUCAUGGCCGUUAUGCCGAUUUUCAAUGUGUCGGAUUACAGGAAGUUCGCUGUCUGCCUCCCGUUCGAAACUGGAGACUCGGCCAGCCUGGCGUACGUCGUCUUCCUCAUGUUCAUCAACGGCGUGGCCUUCCUCAUCCUUAUGGGCUGCUACCUGAAGAUGUACUGCGCCAUCAGGGGCUCGCAGGCGUGGAACUCGAAUGACUCGCGCAUCGCUAAGCGCAUGGCGCUGUUGGUGUUCACCGACUUCUUGUGCUGGUCGCCGAUAGCGUUCUUCGCGCUGACAGCUGCGUUUGGGCUGCAGCUGAUCUCCUUAGAGCAGGCCAAGGUGUUCACGGUGUUCGUGUUGCCAUUGAACUCGUGCUGCAACCCCUUCCUCUACGCCAUCCUCACCAAGCAGUUCAAGAAGGACUGCGUGAUGAUCUGCAAGGCGAUAGAAGAGAGCAGGGUGACGAGGGGCAUUGGCCGGUGCAGGCACAGCUCCAACUUCAGCAAUAGACAGACGCCGGCGAACACCAACAGCUUGGCAGACAGGUCUUCGCGGGAGAAGCAGGACCACCACGCGCCCCAGUGCACGUGCAACGCCAAGCUGCUGGGCGAGCAGCAGCCGCAGGCGCAGGCUCAGCUGCAGCUGCAGCAGCAGAAGACCGCCAACGGCGCUGGCGGCGAGCGGAAGCAGAAGACGACGACAGCGCGCGAAUGGCUGCUGAGCAAGGCGCGGUGGCUGCUGUGUGUAAGAAGGCCUGCCAGGCAUCGACCUCGGACCGACCAGUACGCCUACCAGAUAGCCGAGAUACAGCAGAAGCAGCACAAGCGGGCCUCGUCGGUCUCGUCCAGCGAGAACUUCAGCUCGUCCAGAUCCGAUUCGUGGCGCCACAACCACCACUGCGGCAUCCCGUUGCGCCUCCUGGACCCCAAACGACGGGCGUCGUCGUGGCUGGUGACGCGCAAGACGUCGCAAGACUCGAACCUGUCGUCGUCGAGGAACGACUCUUCCGGCUCGGCGGCGACGACAGCCAGCACCAGCACGUGGCGGAUGUCAAGGUCGAGCGCCUCGAGCGAGCCGGCAGCGAGGGCGGCCAGGGCGAAGCCGAGGCUGACAAGGCAGUGCGCCGUGCAGGAUGAAGGAGAGCCGCCAGGCUCCCCGGGAAGACUGACCGUCCGCUUCCUCACCACUAUUCCCUCCGCCGCCGAGACCAGCAUGCAGCUGGAAGACGACCCGCCCCCGUCCACCCCUGCCCCCCUCUCCCCCGUCGCCGCCCCUGGCCCCGCCAUCCUCGUCAGCCCCGCCAAGGAGCGCGACGGCCCCCUCUAUGCCAUCCUCCACUCGACCCCGCCCCCUCCUCCCGCCCGCCGGCAGUCCGUCGUCACGUUGCACCCGACAGAGGGCGGAGACAGAGGCCACGCCCCCAGCGAUUCUGGAUGGAGCAACGGGGCGGGGCCAGGUCCGUCCAGGUAAUAGGGUGGGGCUGCAGACAGUCCGUCGUCGUGAAGCACCUGGUAGAGGGCGGAGACAGAGGCCACGCCCCUGCCAACAGCGUAGCAGGUCGGAGUAACAGGGCGGGGUUGAGGCCGUCCAGGUACUAGGGUGGGGAUGGUUGCAGACAGUCCGUUGUUGCGUUGCGUCUUAUGGAAGGCGGGGAUUGUGGCCACGCCUCCAGAGAUUCUAGUCGAAGAAACGGGGCGGGGCCGUCCAUAUAGAAGUUAGGAGGCGUGAGCGUGUUUUCUAACGAGAAAGGCGAGCUGAAUUCGUCGAUAAAUACAAUACAAUGUCUGCGAGACAGUGGAUGGAAAUCUGGAUGGUCGCUUGUGCAUCUCCGAUAUUUGGUAACCUCAAGAUCUAUGCAGACAAAUAUGUCACAUGAUCAGCAUUAUGGGUUUUAGAAACAGUGAACAAGCUUUGGUAAACAAUCAAAUUAACCAGAUAACAAAGGAUUUUUUCAAUUCCAGGGUCGGUUAUUUUUGAACACAAAUCGAACCUGCAAAUUCAUAAUCUCAUACUUUCUUCCACUACUCUACUGAUAACAUUUCUUGUUAUGGCACUCACAAUGUAUUUGUAAUAGCUGAUACUGAAAUCUGUCAGAUCGUGAAAGCUACUACAUGCAUAAAUACAUAAGUGAAAGGAUAUCCAUGAAUGUGAAUAAAAUCAAAUUUUAUGUCUCAACAUGUCCAUAAAAGUGUUACUUUUUGUCUCCAAGAAUAAAACAUGCUAUUUUUUGUUCGUCGAACGUUCGAGAUAAAAUACCUCCGAAUGGACAUGUAUGCAAAGUAAACCUUUUCGUACGUUUGAAGAAGAAGGAGUUAUUUUGUUAUUUGUUGGAAUAGGUGCAUAAGAUCCGAAAAGGAAUCAAAUGGCUCUAUGAAAUCUCAAUUUUCUGUUGAUCACUCUAUACAUAUUUCUGUUGAAUGUUUGUACAGCUUUGAAAUCGAAACCAUUUCGACUGUGGAAAUAAUGGAUAGACUGUAUAGGUACAGGGUGAGCAUAUUUUUCAAUAUUUUAAUAAUACUGAAAUAAUGGCGUCGUCGUCGAAUUCUUUUUGGCGGAAACAUAUUUUGGUAUAUUUGGAAUGAGCUGGAUUUAUCGAGAAAAGUUUGUGGAAAAAUCUACUUUCUUUCGUUGAAAAUAUAUCUUCAUUACAUAGCUUCGCCUAGACGUGUGGGAGCAAAUUUUUAGAUUCUUGAAAUUAUUUCUUCUUCUCAAUUUCAAUAUCAAUAUCAAAUGUAUGCCUUGCUUCUCCAAUUUGAUUAUUGGUACAGACUACAUUUCUGUUUUUUAAUGCUCUUUCGAAAUUUUUCAUACGAUGAAAAACUGUUUUUUUUAUAUAUAUAUAAUAAUCUCUCGCUAUUUGUUCACGAGUUUUGUUUUCAUGAAUCCUUUGAAUAUGGCAAACAUAGAUGACAUGAUUAUUUCAGUUUUCAAAUGAGUUUUCUUCAGAUUUUCACUAUUAAUUGUUUCUACUACUUGUAAUAGCUCUGCAUGAGGCUCUUAGACAUCAACAUUCGCUCACCCUGUAUACCUACAAAGUAAGUGAAAACAGUCAACAAUAGCCUUAGUGAGUAAUUGGAAAUGUGAAAUUUAUCUGGAUUUUAAGGACUUUAUUUUUGUAUCUUGAAAUUGAAAAAAAAAACUAAUGAAAUCACAUCAUUCAUAAUGACUCAACAUCGCACUGAAUACCAAUAUAAAUAUGCCUCUGUCAAUAAUCAGGCACCAGAUCUAUAAAGUCUUUACAAAGUCACUUGAGACUAAUUCAGAAACACGCGGUCCAUUUCAACUUUUCAGAGGGAGUUUGCAACUAAUACCUUCUGCAAUGCCGCUUUUCCUCAACUUAUCAUCGAACUCAUACCCUAACAACACGGGAUCUUGCUGGUACAUCGCGCUAAGGUCUUACAAAUGUCCCAAUGUUUCAGACUCAGGUACGAUAUCCCAGAGAUGUUUCUCUUGGGAAAUCCAUCAGAUGUUUUCAUUGGAUGUUCUAGAAACAUCCCAUUUGAUCUUUUUUUCAUAAACAA